AUGAUCUUCCGCCCUCCUGGCCCACGCGGGCUCACUCGCGAGCGCUGGAACGAGCGAGGACGAGUGCAGCUGAGGGCGUGCAGGCCGCUACCGGUACUACAAUCGACCCGCCAGAAGUCGUGGUCCAGCUUUGGAAGCCACCAGACGAAGCAGGCCCGACGAAAAAAGUCGGCCUCGACCGCCCCUCCAGCACCGAUCACCAGGACGAUGACCAAGAGCAAAUGCACCAGCGGGUUGCCAACUUGGCACAGCACAUGGCUUCGUUUUUGGCUACGCUGGAGUACAUUCCGCCUGCAGGGGCACGGCGCGAUUCUGCGCGGGAAGAUAUCUUGUGGGAGAGCAACACACCGCGCCCGGCGCAAAUAAGCCCGGGCGUUGCUGCUUUUUCGCCGGCUGGCAAUUGCGGCUUUCAGUGCAAGGAUAGCAGAGAGAACAAUAAGUGACACAGAAAAACAACACCCGCACUGCUUCAUCAUGCUGCGGAUUCAAUAAAACGCGAAACCGUUUGAAUAUAGUAAAGUAUUUAUCACAAAAAAGUAUUUUCAUCUUUUCUGAGUAGAGUUAAACUUAAAGUAAGUAAUUGAAAUUGACAUCGUUGCUACCACUGUUUGAAACAAGAACGGAUCAUAUACAUACAUACGUCUGCACCUGCGUUUACCCAGGCAGUGGGUGGCAUGUGUUGGUCCUCUCGUGUAACGUCACAGUACACACACGCGCCUAUUCAUCUUAGUCCUUAGCGGUAGUGAAGGUAGGCCUAGGCUCCUGCCGCCGUGCCUCUCAUAGUGCAGCCUUUGUGGAUCGUGCAGAGCGUAUCUACCUUGAUGGAUAGGUGUGAGAACAUCUAUUUUUACAAAAAUGCACCUCGAUACCAGCAAGGCUUCCAGUGAAAGUAGCCGAGUCCAUUGCCGAGUCGGAGAAGGCAAAUAGAAACGCGAGCCGACUCUGUAUCGAUGUGUUGACCUUGACACAGCAGGCCAGUGCCACUUGUGGAGCACACAUAACUUGAGUGAAUUGAGUUUAACCGCUUUGGCUAUGGUUACGACGUGGUUAGCUGUCACAGCUUUGGAACUUUGAGCGAAACGCGAAAAGGGCGCGAGCAAGCGAAACGCGCGAGGCACGCAAGCGCGGCAUCUUGUGCCGGCCCCGCUGUGCCUACGUCGGGAUUGCAUUGCGAGCGCCAAUUUUUCACGUAUCGAGGGGCGCGACAGGCCUCGCACGCGUUCAUGUAUUUGCUUUAUUUCUUUCUCUUUUUAGCCGGUGCGGAGUGGCUGGGAGAUGCGCCAGCAGCGUCUUUGAGCUGUAUGGACUUCAGCAGACACGGGAGCGGGGCCACUUUCGGACUAAGAAAGCACUCCGCUUCAUAGUGCAUCACGCUGUGCAUCGUUUUCCAACCACCAAUCUUUUGGACGGUUUCCCGGACCGUUCCGCCGAGUAGGAGUGCCUGAGCGCCACCCUUUCGGAGUCCGUGGAGGCAGAGGAGGUCGCGACUGCGGCCUUCCGCAAUUCGUUGCACCUUCGCCUUCCGGGUGAGGAACUUCCAGGUCGUGCGGUACUGCGCAACCGAUAGCCGCGCGUCGCCGCCGUCCUUGAUGAGUCGCUGCGCGGCCUUGACCGGGCACACGACGGGGUUUGCUGGGUCCGCCACGAGUCGCACGGUUCGCCCGACCCCUUCGGGGUCCGUUUUCGUGCGAUCGACGUCGAAGACAACCUCAUGGCCGCCCUUGGUCUUCUCGACCCCGAUGGUGGCGCGGGCGAGCUCCUCGGGUCGCCACACAAGGCGGAACUGGCAGACCGCCAUGUCAACGCAGGCCAACUCGUCCAAGGUGGUGGCCGCCUUCUGCAUGCUCUCGAGCAUGCUCGCGGCGACCGGCUCGUAGCUCUCCGCCGCGCGGUCCCUCUUGAAAGUGUUGCUGAUCAGCGUCGCGUAGGCCUGCUCCCCUAGGGAGAGUCAGUUAGAGGGUAGCAGGGCCAUUUCCUUUGCUAAAAAGCGGCUAAAUUUUUCGGGAUUUUUUCGAAGCGCGUCGACCGAGGCUCUGCAUUAGCCUGACCGGCGGAGCCCCGCCCUCGCAAGUGGUGCGCCGCUUCCUUUGUCUGGCCCGCCUCGCUUUGUUUUGCUUCUUUCGGUGGGCCAUAGGGGCGGCGGGUUCGCUGUGUUGUCUGUUGCCGCCGGGUGUUUUGUAUGUGCUAGCGGGCUAUGUUUUGCAGUUUAGAUGUUUGCCCCGCUUUCUCUUGGGGUGUGGAGCCUUACAAUUUUGGCCCAUUUCCGUUUGGCGGUGCGCCGGGUAUUUUGCGUCGCGCAAAGCACCCGGCAUAUCGGGCACGUGUUUGCAGGUGCUGAGCGCAACCUCUGGUCGGGCGUGUUUGGGUUUGUUUGUGUUGUCAUCUCGAAAAGCCGCGGCGGGCGGUUUUUGUGGUGGUGCUCUGUGUCGCGCCGUGUGGCGUGUUAUUUCUCUUCUUCAGGCGAAGACGGCCGCCGCCCCUUUUUUUUCCUUUGUGUUCGGCUUUGGAAUUUUAGAAACCAAGACGCCCGGGUCCUUUCAAAUUUGCGGAAAUCAGUGUCCUCUCCUCGGCUAAAUUUUCGGCUAAAUCGGCUGACUUUUUUUUCCUUCCCGAAUUCCCUGUGGUUCCGCAUUUUGCCGCCGGCUAAAUUCGGCAUCGCCGGGAUUUCCGGAGUGAAUCCCGGAAAAUUUAGCCAAGAUUUAGCCGACCGAUUUAGCCGCAUAGAUUUAGCCGACCGAUUUAGCCGACCGAUUUAGCCGCAUAGAUUUAGCCGACCGAUUUAGCCGACCGAUUUAGCCGGCCGAUUUAGCCGACCGAUUUAGCCGGCAGAUUUAGCCGGCCGAUUUAGCCGGCCGAUUUAGCCGACCGAUUUAGCCGGGAUUUAGCCGACCGAUUUAGCCGAUCGCGGAAGUGUAGCAGGGAGAUGCAGAAACCCGCUGCGGAUGGGAUGUGGGCCAGCCCAUAGAUAUCCGGGACCCGCGCAGACUUUCGCCGGCCCCGGCUUCCUGUGGUUUGGGUUUGUUUAUCUUGGGCCCGAAGGUUUCCUUCUUCCGGUAUUUCCUUUCAUAUUCCCCAUUGGGCGUGGGGUUUCGCAUGGUUCCGCGCGUGGUCCAUCCGGGCCGCCACGCAACAAUCGCAGGAAGCCCCUUGGGGUUUUUGUUUUCUUCUACCCGCGCCGCGCUGGCUUUCUCUUUUCCCCCGGCGGCAGCGCCGUCGGGGCCGCUUCUGCUUGCCCGGACUUUUAAAAAAUCCCGAAAAAAUUAGCCAAAAAAUAGCGCGCGAAGUCGCCCCAAACCCUCCAACUGAGGAGAGCUCGUGAUGCCGCAGCCGGUUCUCGGUGCGGACAUGGGACACGUAGGCCGUCGCCGUGUUUGCGGCCAUUUCCCCGGUGUGGACCUUCACGCCGAGCCUGGCGGCAAAAAGCUCCAGGUUCGUAAUUGAUAGCGGGAAGUCGGUGAGGCCGCGAGCUGAGCACAUUUGCUCGUACUCCUGCACCGCGGAUGCCCUUGCGCUCGACGUUGCCUUGGCAUGCAUCUGGCCCCGGAGCAUGUCCAGGGCGGUGCCGUCGUCGAUCGCGUCCGACAUCUUUAUCUCUGUCUGGGAGGGUGGGUGGGGAACGAGAAACCAAAAGGCCCGCACGUCGUUGCCCGGAGCGGUGUCGUCUACGUUAGCUGGCAGCGCUUAGCCUCAUUUUGCUAUUGAUAGGGCUGAUGGACGCAAAAUACCAAUUAACCGCUUUGGCUAUGGUUACGACGUGCGUGAGGUUAGCUGUCACAGCUUUGGAACUUUGAGCGAAACGCGAAAAGGGCGCGAGCAAGCGAAACGCGCGAGGCACGCAAGCGCGGCAUCUUGUGCCGGCCCCGCUGUGCCUACGUCGGGACUGCAUUGCGAACGCCAAUUUUUCACGUAUCGAGGCCGUGGAGAUCAACUCCCAAAGCCCGCACGCCCAAAGCUCCACCGGGCGAGAAAACAAGACCAGACCAAUCGACUGCGUGCCAGGGCUCAACGUCGCAAGAUUCUGAACAUGGUCAAGGUUGAUUGUUCUGUGUCGGUCUACCAGUCUUCAUCAAGUUCAAUCAUCAUCGCCCCAAAAGAACACGGAGAUGGUGGCCAAGUGCCGCCGUCUUCUCCAAGAUUCCAACUCCCCCAAGCAUGCCGCUGCCAUCACUUCGCCGACUCACGGCAAUCACUUCGCCGGGUUGGCGGCGUCCGCGGUACCUGUGUGUUGUUUGGGUUGGAAAUUGCGAAGCGUGUAGCUGUGGUCUCUGCACUCGAAUCACGAUAGCGCAAUAUCGUGAUCCGAAUGCAGAAAAGCUGCGGCUCCGUGGCCCCCACCAUGUGUCACGCAUCCAUUCUACCAAGCAGGUAGUACCUGGGUGGCCUCCGGCAAGCACCGUGGCGCGCAGCCCCGGGAGGGGUCGUCCGCCGGGUUGGCCCCGGAGUCCACUCGCUCUACCCAGAUCAUGCAGCCAAGCUGCGCGGCCAGAAGCCAGGAGCGCUCGACCGAAGCGCGCAGGGCGUCGCUCUUCGCGCUGCCCCGUACGAAAGACCCCUGCGCCACUGUGUUAUCGAUCCAGAGGAAAAGGUCGGCGCCCUGCAGCUGGUGCGCAAAGGAAAGGAGCGCGGCCUCAACCUCCGCUCCUUCCAAAGCCGCAGCGUCCUCCUCGGCUUGCGCCCCGAAGUCGAUGCGCGUGUAGGUUGGGCCGCCCGUGGCACACCCUUCCAAAGGCAGCAGAAUUGCCCCGGCCCCAGUCAAGCUCGCGUCCGUGUACAUCGCGCACUGCGGGCGCGAUGGUGCUCGCCCGCCAUCAGGAGGGCAGGCGGGCACGACCCGGCUGAAAGCGAGACGGGCGGCGGACCCUUCUGCCGCAAAGAGGCCCGCCCACCACUCGAGCGCCCGCCGGAGGUUCUUGUUCAGCCGGGCGUGGGCAGGGAGGUUCUUCGCCGCGGCGCGGCGCUGCAGCGCGUGCAACAUUGCUCGCCCGAUGCGGCCAAAGAGACACGUCGUCGACCAGCUGAGGCGCCCGCCGAGCGUAGCAGCCUCUGCGGUCGUCAUGCUGUUGCGGUCAAGGUGGUCCCGGAUGUAGUGCCGGAUCUUUGUAAUCCGGUGCGGGCUGAGGUUGUACCGAACCCCUUCCGGCUCCACCGCGAUAACGAUCCCGCAGUAGAUGACCUCGGCGCCUUCCUCGGUUUUUGCCUCGUUAAGCUUUGUUUUGAGGAUGUCACCAAGGAAGGUCUGCACGUCUGCCGUUGCGGACUCGUCUUCCUCAUCGGCGGGGAAGAUGUAGUCGUCAUAGUAGGCAAACAUCGGGAGCGCUAGCUGGUCCCGCACGACCUGGGUGAGGGCCGCGCUCAGCCCAUUAUAGUGCAGAGCCGACGCUGCCUCCCCGAAAAGGAGGCGGUCGGCGACGAAGUACCGCAGCGCCCCGCUAGGGUCUUCGACCAUGAUCACGCGGAGAAACUCCUCGUUGCUCGCGCGGAGCUGGCGGUAUGCCUUCUCGUGGUCCUUCUUGCAGCUCUUGCAGCGGCGCCCCGGCCGCAGACCUUGGUAGCGCGCGAGCGCAGCGGCGUAAAGGUCGACCGUGGCGAGCUUGAUGGGGGUCCAGAUGAUGUUGGCGCGAUUGAUUUGCGCGGCCUUGCCAUCAUCGACGGGGCGGGGCUUGUACUCCCACCCGGGCUUGUCCGCCUUCAGCUGCCACGCAACGAAGCGGCGGAAAAAGACGCAGUCCUCCCCCUGCGCCACGCUGCUGUCGAUCUCGUGCGCGAACCCCUCGCGCACCUCCUCCUGGAUGCUCUUCCACAGAAACGCCUUGUUUUCUGGGGCGUCCUUGUGGAUGCACCUCGCCGCCUCAUCAUGCACCCCAGCCUGCUCCGCGAGCAGUUCCGGGACAGAGAGCUCGGGCGCGGCGUUUGACGUCUGUUCGAAGAUGUCCGCGUACGAAUGCGCGCCGGACAUCGGGAACCGCUUGCGGAGGUUCUCGAAGAACGGCGUGACCUCGUCUACGCCGAUGUGCCCCCCGUCGCGUAGCAUCUCCAGAAGCAGGUCGACGUGGACCCCUUGCCCAUAGGGGUCCGGAACCUCCGCGGCGCGCGCGGCCCACUUCUUGAUCGCUGCCCGGCGGAGCGCUUGAUGCUCCGGGACCGUAAGGCGUGCCGCCCUGUCGACCGCCCUCGCCGCGUCCGGUGGGAGCGGGUUGCGUUGCAGCUCGUUCCAGUCGCGGACGAGCUCCUUGGCAGCUGCAACAUGCUGUGCGGGGGACAAGCCCGGGGGAAUUGACGCGAGCAAGCCCUUCUGCUUGCCCAAAAGCGUUCCGCCCGCGCGCGCGUCCUGGAAGCCGGGCGGCGCCGCCGGCUUCGGCGGCUCCGCGCCAGCGGUUGCCGGCUUCCGUCCCGACCGCCCCCCGCCGUGUUUGGCGGUCUUUGCCUCGGGCGCGGCAAAACUGGGGCCUCCGGAACCUGCCGCAUCGCCGGCACCUGUCUGUGGUGGUGCCCGCUCGGUGCCGGUGGUCGUGGCGGCGGCUGCGCCGCCAACGGGCGGCGCAAUCUUUUCCCCUGUGACACAUGGUGGACAAUUCCAGGGCGCCCAUCGGUGAAUGGGAGAGGGAGGGGUCACACAUUCAUCAUUUUCAUGCUCUUGCUUUUCACUACGAGAUGAUCAAGAUGGGAACGCGUGAUGAGGUAUAGAAGAGAAAAAAAAAAACCUACGUCAAACUAGACUAGUGCCGUCGGCUUUCUUCUUCUUCUUCUUCUUUCCGCCCUCGCCGGCACCUGCCGGGACCCCCGGGUUCGUCGUAGCAGCGGCACUCGGGACAGCCGGGCCGCCGCCACCCUUGCCACCGCCGGCAGCCUCGCUGCCCGGAAGCGCACCCUUACCACCACGACGCUUCUUCAUCGCCUGAUGCUGUCCCCCGCCCGGGGCGGAUGCGUCCCCGCCGGCAGCCGCCUCGCUGCGUUUGUUGCUCGCGGCCUUGUGGUCCGCAAGCUUCAUGUCGGUGAGGAGGUCCUCGAAGAUGUCUUUGUUCUUCUCCAGGAAGAACGCCUCCGCCUCCUCGGGUGUCACCAGCCCCGCGCGCUCCGCGCGCCGGCGGUUCUCCAUGUCGUACGAAGCCGCCAGGGUCGGACUGUGCCGGCACGCGAUAGCGCCAAGGACCUCCAUGUACUUCGCGGCGACCAGGAGGGUCCGGCCGGGCUGAAAGGCACCCGCAACGCCAAGGCUGGUCAGGUACCGCGUCGCGGCCAGGUGCAGCUGAUGCGUCGGCAAGUGCUUCGUCUUCAGCUCCUUGGCCCGCUCCAGAAGGAACGCGGCCCCCCCUUCCUUCUCCUUGAGGUCGUUAACGCCCUCGAUUUCGUCCUUGUAGGUGUGGGUCCACAUGGGGUCACUCCAGGGCGCGACCUUCAUCUCGCAGAGCGGAAGGGUGCAGUUACCCUUUUCCUGCGCCACCAUGACGCAGUAGACCUGCUCCUUCGUGGGGGCGAGCGACUUGCCCAAGCCGGCGGUCUUGGCCCCGGCCAGCAGGUCGAUCUUCCGCUUCGGCACCUUGCUGCUGCCGACCCCGGCGCCGCGGAGCUGCGCGAUCUCCGCCAUCGCCCGCUUGACCUUUAGGCAGGAGGUGGCGAUCUCCGCCGGCGGGACGCCACAGGCCCGGAUGUCCUCGGAGCUUUGGAAAAGCUCCACAAACUCCUCGAUGUCCUUCGCGCCAUAGUCGACCAAGACCUUGAGCAGGGCCUUGCGCCGCUGGCCGUGAAUGGGAAUCCCGAGCGCCUUCAGCUCGAAGAACAUGCGGAGCUUGGCCGCCAGGCGAACAUCUUCGUCGACCUGCGGGCCCAGGUUGUGCGAGAUGCUCGCAAACUCUUGGUCCAACACCUGCCGGCUGCUGCCGACGAAAAACGCCUCAAACCCGGUCGGGAGCAAAGCGCCGAGAACGCCAGCGGCACACGCCGCGGCCUUCUUUUCAAGCAACGAGGACCCGGGCAUUUUCUUUUGUGGUGUCUUUGUUUGAUCUUGGAGCGAGAGAAGAUAUUUACUCUUUAACGAGCAAGAAGCUUGCGAGCGCGAGGGGUUUGCUGUUUGUUAAAGAACAAAAAACGCACACGCCGCGGCCUUCUUUUCAAGCAACGAGGACCCGGGCGCUUUCUGUUGUGGUGUCUUCGUUUGAUCUUGGAGCGAAAGAAGAUAUUUCUUCUUUAACGAACAAGAAGCUUGCGAGCGCGCGGGGUCUGUUGUUUGUUAAAGAACAAAAAGCGAACGCAUGGAGGUCGCGCGCCUCUCAUCGCCUUCUGCUGGCCUUCUCAGCACCUGUCAAGCACGCGGACACGUUGCUCGCUCCGUUGCAAGGAGCGGCAGGUGACGCGGCUCCGCGCGAUGCCUGCGCAGCGGGCCGAUGUUGGGGCGACGGCCCUGCCAGGUGGUGGUGGCCACCAAACUCGCGGGCGAGCCUGGAAGCAGCUACGGCCUGCAGCUGGUUCGGCUGUUUUCGCACCCCUAAAAGCCAGAAUAAGGCUUUUCGCACCACCAAAAGCCUUAUUCUGGCUUUUAGUGGUGUUUCAAGCGAUCUACUGCGUCCAGCUGCACGCGCGCGCCUGCAGCGCCGCUGCGUGCGUACCCCACGAGGGCUCUCCGCGUCGAGCGUCGGCUUCCACUCGAGGAAGCCGACACUCUUUUAUGGCGCGCACCAGCACUCAGUCCUGGGACUGAGUGCUUCUAGCAUCGACCGCUAUCUCGCGCGUAGAGUGCACCUUCGCGUCGCCGCGGCAGCACCUCUACAUGCGAGCGCGCGCGCUUUUCAUGGUUGGGGCCUGUGACGUCGCCCUCUUUCGAGAGCGACGACGCACUUUUGUGGAGGGCGCCACCGCCUAGCGGCAGCACACCUCACACUGCACACUGUGCCUGCGCGCGUUGGUGAAGUGCACCUCCGCGUGAGCGGCAGCACCUUCGCCAAGCGUAGCGCGCACCUCGUUGGAGUGCACCUCCGCUUUCGCGGCAGCACCUCCUCCGAGCACGGCCUGUCCCUCUGAGGAGUGCACCUCCGCGUGAGCGGCAGCACCUUCGCCAAGCGUAGCGCGCACCUCGUUGGAGUGCACCUCCGCUUUCGCGGCAGCACCUCCUCCGAGCACGGCCUGUCCCUCUGAGGAGUGCACCUCCGCGUGAGCGGCAGCACCUCCUCUGAGUGCGACAGUCGCGGCACCGAAGCCAGCGGAGUGCGAUCCGCACCUCUGCAAAGUGCACCUCUGCUUUCGCAGCAGCACCUGAGCAGAGUGCGGCGCUCAUAGCACAUCUGCAAAGUGCGCCUCUGCUUUCGCAGCAGCACCUGAGCAGAGUGCUUGACGCACAUCCGUGCGGAGUGCAGUCUGCACAACCGUGGAGUGCACCUCUGCGUUGCAGCAGCACCUCCACGGAGCGCGUCAUGCGCCUCCGCGUGGGCCGGGGCGCCUCGACGCUCCCGUGCCCACGGCUUUCUCUUUUCUUUUGGGGGGAUAUGGAUACCACACGGCGCGCGGGCCGUCUUGCUCUUUGUGUUUAUUCCGACAUUGCCAGACCGUACAACACACGGGCAACGAUCGAACGAGAAACCAAAAGGCCCGCACGUCGUUGCCCGGAGCGGUGUCGUCUCCGUUAGCUGGCAGCGCUUAGCCUCAUUUUGCUAUUGAUAGGGCUGAUGGACGCAAAAUAUCAAUUAAAGUUAUAUAGUGAAUGCCAUAUGCAUAUCAUGUAAGCGCUACGAAAGGAUGCGAAAUCUAGAUGAUACUACUCAUGGUUGAUUCCGCGAGCUCAAGAAGCAAAUAUAACAAACAAAAAGCACAGGAAGAAUAGGAAUAGCAAAAGCACCAAUUUACAAAGGAGAGGUAUGGAGCUGGAAACCGCGACUACGGAUAUCUAUCGUCGAGAAUGUACUAUCUGUUUAUGUAUAUUACGGGGUGCGUAUUUACAAACGCGGCAAGCACUUGCACUCAUUCAGCACAUAUAAAGAAGGAGGAAGAGCAGAGCCGCAUGGUUGACUCUUCAGUGGUGCUGGUGAAUUUGUAAGAUGCAUCGUCCAAUAAAUUUACACGAUUCAUCAAGUGGAAGUAU
Messenger RNA from Amoebophrya sp. A120, 10069 nucleotides. The record is from the annotation of a GenBank genome assembly. Lineage: Eukaryota; Dinophyceae; Syndiniales; Amoebophryaceae.